CUCGGUUUUGGUGGCCAUCGCUUAUUAAGGAUGUCAAAGACUUUGUUUCUGCAUGCAAUCAAUGUUGCCAGGCCAAGUCUUCUCGUCGCCCUCCUGCAGGGUUGUUGCACCCAUUGCCCAUUCCCCCUCGCAAAUGGUCACACAUUGCUAUGGACUUUGUAACAGGUUUACCGGUGUCAAAUGGUCACUCUGUUCUACUGACCAUAAUUGACAGAUUUUCUAAGAUGCUUCAUCUGGUGCCCCUGUAGAAGCUCCCGUCUGCAAAGGAGAUGGGUGAGAUACUGACCAAAGACGUUUUCAGGCUCCAUGGAAUUCCUAUUGACAUUGUUUCUGGUAGAGGAGUUUGGAAGGAGUUCUGUUCUUUGUUGGGAAUUUCUAUCGGUCUCUCUUCAGGUUUUCAUCCUUAGUCUGAUGGCCAAACUGAGGGGGAAACCAAGAAGUGGAAACAAAACUUCGCAUCUUAUGUGAGUCAGACCCGACCAAGUGGUCACAAAAUUUGCCCUGGGUUGAAUACGCCAUGAACUCUAUGCAAUCAAGUGCCACUGGUUUUUCCCAGUGGCACUUGAUCUUUCCAUGUUGUGUUUGGUUUCCAGCCAUCCAUGUUUUCGGUUCAGUAGAGAGAAGCUAAUGUCCCGUCCGCCCAAGCGGCUGCCCUAAGGUGCCAAAGAAUAUGGAGAAAGGCCAGGAGGUCGAUUAUCAGAAUGUCACUGGUUCAGUCAAGAACGGCCAACUGGAGACGGACCCCUGCCCCUAAGUACCAGGUGGGGCAGAAAGUUUGGCUCUCCUCCAAGGACCUACCGUUAAGGGUAGAGUCCCGGAAAUUGGCACCCCGAUUUGUUGGACCUUUCCCAAUUUCCAAGAUCAUCAACCCUGUCACUGUACGGCUGAGAUUACCCAAUUCCAUGAGGUUUCACCCCACGUUCCACGUUUCUCCGACUCGGGGCCCCACGAAGUUCAGAUCAUUGACCCUGUUUCUGUCCCCGGAUAAUUGAGCCAGCCUAGCCCUUGGAUUAUUCAGCCUAAAGUCACCUGUCUUUCUUACCUGCGCUGUGGAGAUCACUGCCUGCCACCCACCGAGGUUUCCCCUCUGGGUUUCAAGGUCUACCCAAGACAAAAGCAGGUGGUGGUUAGGGAAGUUUUCCUUGCUGGUUUUGACAUGAAUGAGGACUCUACUCCAUCUCCUCAUCAACACUUAAAUGACACUGUGGGUGCCAACCUCACUAAUGAACCCGAGUUCACCGUGGAGCUGAUGGGUAGGCACUUAGGGAAGGAUUCCUUUACUAUCAGCGUCGCUGCUGCUGUUGCAUUCCUGGCAGGAGUCUAUCAGAUUUCGAUGGCAGUGUUUCGGCUCGGAUUCAUCUCCGUCUACCUCUCGGCCCCCAUGCUAGACGGGUUUGCCACCGGAGCUUCUUUCACCAUCCUGACUGUGCAGGCUAAAUUCCUGUUGGGUCUAAAGAUACCUCGUCAUCAGGGCUAUGGGACAGUUGUCGUUACUUGGAUUAACAUCUUUGCCAACAUUCACAAGACCAACCUGUGUGACCUCAUCACAAGUGCCACAUGCAUCAUAAUUUUAGUGGUUGGGAAAGAGAUCCAGGAGCGCUACAAGGAUCGCUUAAAGAUCCCCUUACCUACAGAGCUGGUAGUCGUGGCGGGAGCUACACUUGCCAGCCACUUUGGGGAAUUCAAUACCCGAUACCAUUCCAGUGUCUCCGGUCACAUUCCCACAGGAUUUAUCCCACCUCAGGUCCCCGCGUUCAGUAUGAUGUCACGGGUGGCACUGGAUGCCAUUCCUAUGGCUGUCAUUAGUUUUGCCUUCACCGUGUCGCUAUCUGAGAUGUUCGCAAAGAAACACGGAUAUAUCGUUCGUCCCAACCAGGAGAUGGUGGCCAUUGGACUCUGUAACAUUGUCCCCUCCUUCUUUCACUGUUUCACCACGAGUGCUGCGCUGGCAAAAACAAUGGUGAAGGAUUCAACCGGAUGCCAGACUCAGGUAUCAAGUCUGAUCAGCGCCCUGGUAGUCCUUCUUGUCCUCCUCUUCUUCGCUCCAUACUUCCAAGCACUUCAGAAAUGUGUCCUUGCUUGCAUCAUCAUUGUAAGCCUUCGAGGAGCACUGAGGAAGUUCAGGGAAGUCCCGGCCAAGUGGCGAGCCAGCCGGACGGAUGCCAUUGUUUGGUUGGUAGCCAUGUCAACCACUGCUCUGAUCAGCGUGGAGCUGGGCUUGCUUGUUGGCAUGGUUUUUUCAAUGAGCUGCAUCAUCUAUGAAACCCAGAAUCCAAAGGUCUCUCUCCUUGGCCGGGUCAACGACACCAAUCUGUAUGAGGACAUAGAGGAGUACAAGAAUCUCACAGCUCCAGGUAGGGUUAAGAUCUUCCGUUUCCAGGCUCCUUUCUACUAUGCCAAUAAGAAUGCUUUCCUCAGAUCCCUCUACAAAGCUGUCGGAGUAGAACCUUUCUUGGAGUUGACUAAAAGAAAAAAGGCAGAGAAGAAGGACAAAAUGCAAGCCAAGACAAAUGGAGAGAAAACCAACUUUGAUGUCUUUGUAGGGGUUGGCAAAAAAGAACUAGAGUUCCACACAAUAGUUUUAGACUGCUCAGCCAUCGCUUUCAUUGACUCAACAGGCAUGGCCACUUUCACAGCGCUGGUUAAGGAAUAUAAAGAGAUCAGUGUAAGUGUGCUCCUUGCAUGCUGCAACACCUCAGUCAUCGAUGCUCUCCAGAAGGGAGAGUUCUUUGGGAGGAAUAACAAAGACACAAGUAGUCUGUUGUUUUAUACAGUUCAUGCUGCUGUUCUUCACGCAAACAGAGCAGCAGAAGAAAGUAAAGUGAAGGACUCUGUAAUGUAGAUUGACUGGAGGAAAAAUUGUUUUCUCUUGUCUGUGUGCCUAAAAGGGUGUAUUAAGAAGCUCUGAAAGUAUACCCUGGAAACCCUGUCCAUAAAACAAAGAGGUACCAAGAGAAGAAAUAGCAAAGUGAAGAAUAUAUAGAAAUAUUUUUUUUAAUUUUAUACCCUUGAGUAAUGAUCAACAAUGCUUUUUUUGGAGCAUUUUGAAGGUCCAAAGAGCUACUUUGUAAAGCCAGUAAAUAAAUAACCCAAUGACCAAUUGUAUUUGAAAAAUUCCUUUUAAUGUUAAAUUUAUAUUUUUCUGUAUGACAAAAAGUUGAAAGUACAAAUGGGGCAACAGUGGCUCAGGUAGUAGAGGUUCGUCCAGUAAUCGGUGAGUAGCCGGUUGGAACCCCUGCUCUGUCCGUCUUACUUGUUGUGUCCUUUGGCAAGAUACUUCACCCAUUUUGACUGCUGUUGGUGAUCCGAUUGUAUGGCAGCCUCACUUCUGUAAGUCUCGCCCAGUCCAGCUGUAGCUAUAAUGUAGCCUACCACAGUCAGUCUGUGAAUGGGUGGAUGACUGAUUGUAGUGUAAAGUGCUUUUGGAUCAAAUCUAUCAAUGUGGCUUGGUUCACCAGGUUUUGACAUUUGCUCUCCUUUAGUUUGCAGAUUUUAAUCUAUUGGCUUCACUAAGGACUGAGCCAGUGGUGGUCUAUUAUGUAGCUUUCUCUCACAGAGUUUCUCUUCCCUUUCUGCACAAGGGAAAGGAGCUAAAAGCCUAACCAAACACAUUCAUUGCUACCCCAGAGAGUGCCUAUGUAUUAUUUUUAGUUGCUUGGUGUACAUGUGUACAAGAUUUCCAGGAGGCCUAACUAGAACUGAUUUAGAAUUGCGUCAGGAAUAUUAUCAGAGCAUUAAAAGAGGCAUUAAAACAGAUAAAGCACUCCGACAAGUGUUUUUUGAAGUGUAGCUUUUUUAAUUUAACUUCACCAUUCAUAUGAAUGUGAUCAAGUAGACAUGUGUGACUUUUGUUAUUGAUUGAUGAGUUUUCCAUAAACACUUAUGUAAAUAUAAAAAGUUAUUUAGACCCAAAUCCACAUAGACUUUACUCCUCACGGUCAGAGUCCAGACUUGUAGAUUUAGCCACCACUUCCUGACGUGUCAACUGUCACUUUGGACUAUAAAUCAUUUGUAAAAGGCUGGUUAAACUCUUCCUGACUAACGGAAAAGGUCAGGAGGAUAAGUUUUACGUGACAAACAAGGAUUCUGCUGAUUUUAAGAGAACCUUGCCUUCAGAAAAUGAGUCUGUGGAGCACACUUGCAACCUUGUUCUGAACAGGCAGCAGCAGCUGUAAAAACAUGGUUUGAGCAUUUUUUUGGUGCUUUUAAAAUGUUUUGAGUUUUUACACAGCAGGUGAUAUCUCACAUGCAUUUUGUAAGAUAUUUUCAAACAUUGUUUUUCUUAAUCAAAAAUGUUGUGACUAGCAUAAUAAGUUCAAACUGCUGUACUUUGGUUAAACUACUGUUUUUUCAUUGUCUUUUAUCCUGUUGAGGCCAAGACUGAUUACUGAUUAUCUAACAGUAAAAUGUGAAAAAGCUUUUAUAUAAUGUAAUGAAAACAUGAUCAUAAAUAUAGACAGCGUUAUCAUUUAUAUAAAUUAAUAAGUAACCUAACUCUUCCAUGCUUUCAUUUAAUUUAAAUAAUGACUGAUUCUAUUUUGACAAGUCUCAUGGGUUGUAAGUGUGACUUUUUUUGUAUAGCUAUUCAGCUUUCAGAAACAUUUUAUAUUUAGUAUUUCAAUUAAAAUGACUCUUAAGUGAAGCAUGUGUGUGCCUUUGCUUCAUUAUUAAAAGAGUAUUUGAUGUGAAGAAAAGAGUCACUAUGUUGCAGUUUGAAUCAAAUAUAUCGACCAGCAGUGUUUCAAGUUGCCAAUAUGGCACGUUUGCAAGUUUAGAACAUAAGUGAAAACAUGUUUACAAGUACAGUCUGUUUGAUGAUCUUCAUUUUUUUUUUUUUUUUUGGUUUACUCACAGCCCACUUGAUAUUUUCUCUUUUUCAAGCAAUUCUUUGUGAACCUGAGAGAUGGUUGAGUGUGAAAAUCCCAGUUCCUAAAAUACUCACACCAGCCCAUUUGGCACCAACAGCCAUAUCCACUGUAUUCCCCAUUCUGGUGCUCAAUUUAACAUCAACAAGUCACAUGUAAAUGCCUAAAUGCAAUGAGCUGCUGCCUUUUGACUGGCUGAAUCACAUUAUUUGUGUUAACAAGCAACUGAACAAAUAAAAAGUAACUGUGGUCUGACUUAAGACUUUUGCA
Molecule: messenger RNA, 5135 nt
Organism: Girardinichthys multiradiatus
Lineage: Eukaryota; Metazoa; Chordata; Actinopteri; Cyprinodontiformes; Goodeidae
Product: sulfate anion transporter 1-like
Exons: 7
Coding region: 1157-2842 (561 amino acids)
Biological process (GO): transmembrane transport
Cellular component (GO): membrane
Molecular function (GO): secondary active sulfate transmembrane transporter activity; oxalate transmembrane transporter activity; chloride transmembrane transporter activity
Source: RefSeq, a predicted model, not a curated record